AUCUCUCCUCUGUAUUUGCAUAUGAAGUUGCUCUCUUGAUGCGAAUAUGCGUCAACAAUGAACUAAGAACAUUUCUGCAAGCGUAAGAACCUUGACCUCCUCAUUAUUCUCCGCCACGAAGUUCAUUGAAAAGAGACAUUGUUUCUUUAAGAUUGCACUUGCAGUCAUCAGUGCGUCUGUCCAUUGUUGGGGGAACAGAAAGCGAGUUGAGGUUGAUAUACGGGGGCCGGAGACCAGUUGCGCAUAUCAUCAGCAGACCAGCUGCAGUGCAGGCAGCAAACAGUAACCGACAAGUCCUCGAACGCAACAUCCAGACAUGGGUUGCUAUGAUUGCUGUAUGCGCUGUUUGGGUGGGGUGCCAUACUGCUCCCUGGUCGCCACACUGCUGUGUUUCUCUGGCAUUGCCCUCUUCUGCGGUUGUGGGCACCAGGCACUCACAGAGACGGAAAGACUCAUCGAGACCUACUUUGCUCGUAACAUUCAGGACUACAUCACCCUUGCCUACAUCAUCCAAUAUUUCCAGUAUGUCAUCUAUGGUUUGGCCUCCUUUUUCUUCCUCUACUGCAUCGUGCUGUUGGCGGAGGGCUUCUACACCACAAGUGCUGCCAAGCAAACCUUUGGAGAGUUCAGGAGCACCAUGUGUGGCCGCUGCCUCAGCUCCUCGUUUAUUGUAAUGACAUACGUACUAGCUGUGCUGUGGCUGCUGGUGUUUGCCUUCUCUGCCCUGCCUGUCUACUUCUUCUACAACAUGGAUGCCACCUGCCACACCAUUGACGUUCUGACUGAGACCCCAGCGAGUAUCAACCAGCUCUGUGUGGAUGCAAGGCAAUAUGGUCUCCUUCCUUGGAACGCAGUGCCAGGGAAAGCGUGUGGUAUGACUCUCUCCAAUGUUUGCAAGACCAGAGAAUACCAGAUGACCUAUGACCUCUACAUUGCUGCCUUCGCUGGUGCUGGCAUUACUCUCUUGGCUCUGGUGCACUGUGCCCUGCACUUGGCUGUGAACCAGGUCUACCAAAGGAAGCUGAGGCACGGUGAGAGAGAGGAGAGAAGAGGCUAUGAUCUGUAUGGGAGGCUUCAGCGGGAUAGAGGGGGUACACUUUGCUCCCCAUACCCUGCAAACACAUUUGACAUCUCCUGACAGCACCUCCGGUGCUGCUGCAAGAGCUUUUCAUGACGAUCAACCCCAUUAAGCAUUUUACACAUUCAAGUGAAGUUUACCACUUUGAUAGUAUUUGGUUAAUUGAUUCCCUUCAUUCAUUCUAUGUUUUCAUUAAAAAAUCACGUGUUCACAUCUAAAGUAGUGAAAUGGUACAAAUGCAGCUAGGUGCCUUGACUGUUCAAUACUUUAUUAUUGUAUAACAUUCUGACAAAUGUCUAUAGAGUCUUUACUUUGUGUAUAUUUCCUUCAAGACAGAGAUGUAGUUUGAAAGGCAUACAUAAUGUUUUUUCUUCUGACUUCACAGUAUGCGGUGCAUGCUUACUAUCCUUUUUAAUGAAGAGGAAAUAAACUGUGUUCACCAUCUCAAGGGUUCUCACACAUACUUGGUCCUUCAAUCACAUCUAAGGUCUUGUGUGAAGAAAAUAUAAACAAGGAGAAUUUUGGGAUUACAUUUCAAGAUGUGUGGUUUGAGAACUUGCUAAGAAAUAUAAUAUGCUGCAUUUGAACACUGCUGUUUAUAAAAGUGCAAACAUUGAGGCAACAUUUUACUUCAUGUGAAAUGACUGUUGAAGGUGGAGAGCUGAGGUAAAUUAAUUGAUUUGAGUGACCUAUUUAAGUAUUAAAAUAGUUUAAAGUUUUUGUUUUUCCAAACGUGAAAGCUAUUUCUAAAGCCACAUACUGUACUUUCAUGAAUUUUCAAGGCAAGAGCACAAAGUACCACACAAACACAAAGGUAGUGUCUCCAUUUGGUAUGUUGCAUGAUUUAUUUGUAGCCAAGCAUGGGAGAGUAUUUGCUGUUUUGCCAACAUGUUAGCAGGCCAGCCUUUUCCUUGGUAGUGCAAAAAGAGGAGAGCGGGAAGUUGUCCAUCAGAUGAACACAUAAUCGAGAUGAAUAGCCUGACUUUCAAACAGCUUGAAUCACACUCAUGGGUUUGAGCACUGAGGCAGAGACAGACGUUCAGUGUCAUUUUGUACAUCAUUAGGUAAUGAAUGCCCUUUGCAAUUUACAUAAGCUCAUUCAUUUGGACAGUCCAAAGAAAUGUGUUUAACAUUCAUAAAUAUUACAGUAACAAUAUUAUUACAUAAAAAAAAGAACCACAAAACAAGACCGUUGCAGUGAGAUAAGACAGCAUCAUGAGAGCAACAUACUGUCGAGUUAUGCUACCAGCUUCUGAGUACCCACUGAUUCUCAGGUCAGUUACAUUUCAGUUAAAGACUGUGGUUACAAUUUGAACAGGAUAAAACCUGAAAGGUGAAGUGAAGACAAAGUAAUCUGUUUAACGCAGAAACAUUAACACUGACAAAUGAUAAGCUAACAGCUAGCACUUUUGCUUUGAGUGCAUGAACGCUACCAGUUUGAUUUAGUUAAAAUGCCACAAGAAUACAGUUAAUAAGGUUUCUCUCAUACUGCUACUACUAGUGCUCAACUCACCUUUACAGUAUUAGGUGUUUUAAUUCAAUGUAAUAAGUAAAUAUGACCGUACCCAAUUCUGU
Messenger RNA from Eleginops maclovinus (Patagonian blennie), 2653 nucleotides. RefSeq names its product proteolipid protein 1a (gene plp1a). The coding region runs from base 317 to 1138 and encodes 273 amino acids. Gene Ontology annotation, biological process: central nervous system myelination; axon development. Gene Ontology annotation, molecular function: structural constituent of myelin sheath. The record is from RefSeq and is a predicted model, not a curated record. Gene Ontology annotation, cellular component: myelin sheath; plasma membrane. The transcript is spliced from 7 exons. Lineage: Eukaryota; Metazoa; Chordata; Actinopteri; Perciformes; Eleginopidae.